Molecule: messenger RNA, 1924 nt
Organism: Phialemonium atrogriseum
Lineage: Eukaryota; Fungi; Ascomycota; Sordariomycetes; Cephalothecales; Cephalothecaceae
Exons: 3
Coding region: 430-1692 (420 amino acids)
Source: RefSeq, a predicted model, not a curated record
UUGCAUCCAUCGUUAUUAUCGCAUCGGUCACUGCUUGCCUCAUCCGUUCCUGCCAGUGUGGCCUAGGUCUCUUGGCGGAGAUGCUAGCGUGGACAACAGCUUCAUUUGCUGGUUCGCGCUUGGGCGGAUUGCUUGUCUCCACCACAGCUGAUGGAAAGCAGAACAGCUGGAUUAUAUCCGAGCAUCUCUAAUUGGCUGCAGAGCCCCGUUAGUGAGAGACUAUCGACUCUGCAAAUAGGCCGUGCAGGAAGAGAACAAUAGCUUCGUACACGGAUCCAACUGACGGUUCCCACGGUAAUUAGCCCACGGUUCAACUGCAUGAUGGCUCCAACAGAUAUAUAUUCCUGUGCUGCUCUUGGUGGAGACAGAGAUGCGCGCUCUAUCGUGAACCUCUUCCCCCCCACAGUGUCCUGAAAAGCUGUAUCCAAUAUGAAGGCUUUCUCGCCCCUUCUCCUUGCUGCCCUGGCCGCCCCUCUUGGGGUCGUUGCCGAUUGCACGCACAAUAACUGCCUUCGAGCUGUCAUCGGGCAAUCCUUUCCUGACAGGAAUGGCACAGCCGAUUGCCAGUCGAUCUUGCGGAAGGUGCGGGUUACCGUAACUCCGGCGACAAGCACCUUCACCGCAACGGUGACAGUGCCGACCGAAGUCGUGGUCUCGGCAACCGAAGUGGAGGUGUCUACUCAAGUCGACAUCGUCGUAGUCGCGACGCAGACGAACGUGGAGGAGCAGACCGAGACUGUCUCGGAAACAUUGACCGUGGUAGACACCAUCUUAACUACCCAGACUGUCCCGCCUGCUCAGACUGUCCCGCCUGCUCAGACUGUCCCGCCUGCUCAGACUGUCCCGCCUGCUCAGACUGUCCCGCCUGCUCAGACCCUCACCUUCAAGCGCGGGGUUCUUGGCAAGCGGUGCGAACAGCGGCCGUUCCCAACCUACGCUUCCGCAUGUUCGUCGUUCAAGACAUGGGCCUCUGCAUGCUCGUGCAUCGGCGUCUUCCCCAGCACCACCACCGUGGCUGCCCCCUCGACGACCAUCACGGUGACUGAGGUAACCACUGUUCUCAACACCGUGGUCACUACCACGUCCACCACCGAGACGAUCCUGUCGUCGGUCACCGACACCACUCUCACCACGAGCGUGACCACCUUGACUACGACAGACGCCACCACGACCGUCCUGACGACCGCCAUCACCACCGUGACCGCCACGCCGGACCCCAACAUCGUCAAGAACGGCGGCUUCGAGACGGGCAGUCUGCAGAGCUGGAAGCUCUCCGCCGGGUCCAUCGGCGCAUCGGCCGUCAAGCCCGGAAGCAGCUCGGUCUACAGCCUCAAGACGGGCAACCUGUACGACAACAACCUGUUCGAGCUGUCCCAGACGCUCACCGGGGUGGCGGGCUCGACGUACGCGUGCUCGUACAGCUGGAAGUACACAAACUACUACGAGACGAAGUACAGCGACGACGUCACGUACGUGCCGUACGUGCACGUCUACAUCAACAACGACAUCGUGUCCAACCGCAGACCCGACGCCGGCUCCGUCAACCAGUGGCAGACGGCCUACUUCGACUUCACGUCCAGCGGCCAGGACACGCUCUGGUUCGACUGCGCCAGCCCCCAGCCCAGGUUUGGCAGCAAGGGCGGGAACAAUUACCUGUCGCUCGACGAUGUUUCCUGCGUGCCGAUUGUGUGAUGCGCUUGAUCGGGAGGCGGUUUAUUACUUCUGGACAAGGGGGUUUGCAUUGGGCGGGCGGGUUUGCGUGUAGGUAACAAUUGGGUAAUAAUGGAGGGGAUGGUUUGGUGGGUUGGUGGGUUGGCUUCAGCAUGUACUAGCUAGAUAAUCUUCUUAUAUAUAAAUACUGUCCAGAUAGACGCAUCUGAGCCCAUCACAAGGGUCGUACUUCCGUCUAUCCAGUUGUUGGCGA